Molecule: messenger RNA, 1433 nt
Organism: Neolamprologus brichardi
Lineage: Eukaryota; Metazoa; Chordata; Actinopteri; Cichliformes; Cichlidae
Gene: nkx3.3
Product: NK3 homeobox 3
Biological process (GO): regulation of transcription by RNA polymerase II; cell differentiation
Cellular component (GO): nucleus
Molecular function (GO): DNA-binding transcription factor activity, RNA polymerase II-specific; RNA polymerase II cis-regulatory region sequence-specific DNA binding
Source: RefSeq, a predicted model, not a curated record
UAUAGGCUGCUCAUUAGCACAUUAGACUGUUCGCCGCAAUUAAAUUACAACGCGCAAAAGAGCGAAUCAGUAGUGAGAGCUUGUUUUUGCUUUCCAGUGGCGGAUUUCUUGAUGCCUCCCAAGAAAUCGCGCGCGAGAGUGAGGAAAUACCCGUGCUCUUAUCUGAAUUAUGACAUUAAGUGUUUCAUCCUUUUCCAUCAAAGACAUCCUCACCGGACUCGAUGCCAACGGCAAGCCGGGAACCGCGGGGGAGUUCUGCGCAACGAAGGCGAACAACACGCUCACCGGCUAUGGUGGCAGGGAUGGCAACCACGUCUACCCGCAGACACUUCCCACACAUCCCCGCGUUAUAAGCGCCCAAUCGGAGGUUUCUACAGAGGAGGACACAGGAGAAGAGACAGAGCUCAUAGAAGUCGCUGCAGAUGACCAGGAGCAGUGUGAGGAGCAGGGCGAACAGCAGAAAAGACCGCAGUGCGAGAGUGCAGAGGAGGAGGGAUGUAACCGCGGCGGGGAGACCUCAAGCUGUUUGCCGGACGCGCAGGAGUGCAGGCCCGGUGCAAAGAAGCGCACCAGGUCGGCCUUCUCUCAUGCUCAAGUCCACGAGCUGGAGCGCCGUUUUAGCACUCAAAGGUACCUUUCUGGUCCCGAACGGGCCGAUCUGGCAGGAGCCUUGAAGCUUACAGAGACCCAGGUGAAAAUCUGGUUCCAGAACCGGAGAUAUAAAACCAAACGUCGCCAGAUGGCGACCGAAAUGGUGGUAUGCAGCUCCCCAAAGAAAGUGGCUGUAAAAGUUCUGGUGCGGGACGAUCAGAAGCAAUACCACCAGGGGAUUGGAGUACAUAUCCCCAUGACUGUGCCACUGUACCGGGGCUAUCAGUACUACCCGUACCUGCACUACUACUACCACCAACCCUGGAACAUGGACAACAUGUUUUGUGGAGGGAUGCUUUGAGGCCCCGAAGCAGAACUGUUUUCAACAAGUGUCACUUCAAAUGCAAGCGUUCUGCUUUCUAGGAGGUUUCUGCUGACUCGGUGGAUUUUACGAUGUAAUUGGACAUUUUAUACAGAAAAUCCUCCAUUUUUAAAUCGGAAUAAGUAAUGUAGUUUAAUAUUUUGUCAGUUUCAUAUUGUGUAACUAUUUGCAAGUUAGAAAAAAAACAUUUUAAAGGGAAAUACUACUGACUUCUUCAAAGCUCUUAUGUGGCCAGGAUCAUGACUUUUAAAUAUUUCUUUUAACUUUUAAAAAAAAUUAUUUCAUGAAUUAUAUUUCAAAACUUUCAAAAGUUAAAAAAUAUUUAUUAUUAUGAUUACGACGGGAAGAGGAGGUCAUAAAAAGUGAAGGUUGCUAAGCGGAAGAGAACAUAAAGUUAACUACAAUGUUAUAUUUCAACCUUUUCUUGUGGGAUUAAUAAAAGAAAAGAAAAGAAAUACAA